AUGUUGAGUCAGCGGCUGUUGGGUCAAGACUUUAAUGCCUCAGACAUUCUCCAGCUGUACACGGCGUAUCGGCGCAGUGGGGCCACGGUGUGCAUCGAUUCCGACAACAGCCGUGACGCACUGUUCAGAGCUGCCAUCAACACUGCCUUCUCUGCCUCUGCUGGCAACCCCCUCCCUCUCCUCCCUCCAGCGGACAUCCCUCUCUUCCUCGCCUGCCUGGCAGCAGCCAUCCGUCUGCCCCCUCCCCGUGCGCUCACCAUGGUGCUUGCUGCUCUUGCUGCCCGCACCCGCUCCUCCUUCCUGCAGUCCUGGGCACUGGUGAAGCAGAAUCGGCGCAGUGAGGCAGAGGAGGAGCUUCAACGCCUUGCCAGCAUUGCCACCACCCUGCCCCCUCCCCCCAACUCUGCGGAGAUGGAGAUGGUGGCGGCAGGGCUAGCACAGAGGAUAAGCCACAGGGAGAGGGAGGAGCUGCUGUGGGUGUACUGCAGGGCGGGCGGGAAGGACACCAGAGACGCCAUGGCACGUGCCCUUGGCCUGUAG
Messenger RNA from Closterium sp. Yama58-4, 540 nucleotides. Lineage: Eukaryota; Viridiplantae; Streptophyta; Zygnematophyceae; Desmidiales; Closteriaceae. The record is from the annotation of a GenBank genome assembly.